Molecule: messenger RNA, 2112 nt
Organism: Miscanthus lutarioriparius
Lineage: Eukaryota; Viridiplantae; Streptophyta; Magnoliopsida; Poales; Poaceae
Source: the annotation of a GenBank genome assembly
AUGGCCACAGCCGUGCUCCGCCGCCCACUGCUCGCCGCGCUCCUCCCCGGCGGCGCCGGGGCGUCCGGGCCUUCCUCCCGGUUCCGUCUCCGGCGACGUAGGUCCCCGCCUCCUUCGCGCGCGGUGUCUUCCGACUCCCCCAAACCCGUCGCCUCCACCUCCUCUUCCGCCGGCGGCGACAGCCCCGAGGAGGAGCCGCCUGUCCUGCCGCUCCUCCAGGAGCUCGCGGAUUGCUUGGCUCUUCCGCCUAAGUUCCUCGCUCAGCUCCCGCGCGACCUUCGUCUCGACCUCAAUGAUUCCGCGUUUGAUCUAUCCAAUGGGCCAGUCCUUGAUGAGUGUGGCCAAGAAGUGGGAGAUCUGCUCCUGAACCUGGCAAAAGCAUGGGAGUUGGCUGAUACAUCAACAUCAAAUAGCAUUGCCAAGCAGCUGCCGUCAAUGGAACCCUACUUAACGCGCAGCGCCAAAUCAGCGUUUGGAAAGCGGCUGGUGUCAGCUGGAAGGAGGUUUCAGUCAAUGGGGCAGUACGGCCAGGGAGAACUCAAGAAGAUUGCUGAAACAAUGAUCAAGAAUGGUAAGCUACUAUCGACACGCCCAGUGGUUCAAUCUGAUGUUCAGGCUAUGAAAGAAAAAAGGAGACUUAAGUUUGGAGAACUUGAGUUCGAAGUGACUGCUGAAAGUGCCAAUAUCGGUGCUGCAGUAGCGGCAAUUUUUGGAUUCAUCUCAUGGCAACUAGCACAAGGCGUGCAAAAUGUUCCUGACAGUACAAUGCAAUACGCAAAUGACAAGCCCAAGUCCAGAGCGGGCCCAGCCCAGUUCAUCCUCCACCUGCUCCGCCGGCCGCUCUUCUUCUCCCCUCCCUAUCCCCGGGGACCUCACAGGGUCUCAGCCACAUCCUCCUCCACUGCGCCUCUCCAUUGCUCCGUUCCAUCGCAUCUACCACGCCCAAACCCCUGCUCCCCCAGGAAGAUGGCUUCCCCCACCCAGGGCCAGGUCAUCACCUGCAAAGCGGCGGUGGCGUACGAGCCGAACAAGCCACUCGUGAUCGAGGACGUGCAGGUGGCGCCGCCGCAGGCCGGCGAGGUCCGCGUCAAGAUCCUCUUCACCGCGCUCUGCCACACCGACCACUACACCUGGAGCGGCAAGGAUCCUGAGGGUCUCUUUCCUUGCAUUCUUGGCCACGAAGCUGCCGGAGUUGUGGAAAGUGUCGGCGAAGGAGUAACUGAGGUGCAGCCUGGGGAUCAUGUCAUUCCUUGUUACCAGGCAGAAUGCAAAGAGUGCAAGUUUUGCAAGAGCGGAAAGACCAACCUCUGUGGUAAGGUUCGUGGUGCCACUGGCGUGGGUGUCAUGAUGAAUGAUAUGAAGAGCAGGUUCUCUGUAAAUGGAAAGCCCAUUUACCAUUUCAUGGGGACAUCAACAUUCAGCCAGUACACUGUGGUGCAUGAUGUCAGUGUUGCAAAGAUCAGCCCACAGGCACCCCUAGAUAAAGUCUGCCUGCUCGGUUGUGGUGUUCCUACUGGUCUUGGAGCAGUGUGGAAUACUGCAAAGGUUGAAGCUGGCUCUAUUGUUGCUGUUUUUGGCCUUGGCACAGUUGGACUUGCAGUUGCUGAGGGUGCAAAAGCUGCUGGUGCUUCUCGAAUUAUUGGCAUUGACAUUGACAAUAAAAAGUUUGACGUUGCAAAGAAAUUUGGAGUUACAGAAUUUGUUAACCCAAAAGACCAUGACAAACCGAUACAGCAGGUCUUAGUUGAUCUUACAGAUGGUGGCGUGGAUUACAGUUUUGAAUGCAUUGGAAAUGUUUCAGUUAUGAGGGCUGCACUGGAAUGCUGCCACAAGGGCUGGGGAACCUCUGUCAUCGUUGGUGUCGCUGCUUCUGGCCAGGAGAUUGCCACACGGCCAUUCCAGCUCGUUACUGGCCGUGUCUGGAAGGGAACAGCUUUCGGUGGCUUCAAGAGCCGAACCCAGGUCCCAUGGCUUGUUGAUAAGUACAUGAACAAGGAAAUUAAGGUGGACGAGUACAUUACCCACAACAUGAACCUGGCUGACAUCAACGAAGCUUUCCACCUGCUGCACGACGGUGGCUGUCUGCGUUGUGUGCUGGCAAUGCAAAUUUGA